AUCGCUGCAACUCGUCCAAGUUAAGUUGAUCUUAUUGCAAACUUCUGGAUAAACCACUUUCUCGCUUUCUACAGGAAAUCUUUCGGUGGAGGUCUUGCAGUAAUCGACCAAUCAAAUCCAUCUUUUGUGGAACCAAUCAACAAGCUUCUAAAAACCAUAAUACGUACGAGGUAACCCAGAGAGAAAGAUAUACAGAAUUGAUAUUUGAUAAUUAGUUUUUAAAAAUGAAUAUAAUAAUCGAUACAAAAGGACAGCUAGAUUUAAGGGAUAAAAAUCAAUUAAUAGAAAGUGACGAUGAGGAUCCAGAGAAAUUUGACAACAAUGAAAUAAGACUUUUGGGGAUUAUUGCUAGAGACUUCUUAAAGCAGGAUGAAAACAAGAAGAAUCAGAAGAUAAAAAGAUUUUCUUACAACGAUAUUGAUUUAGACGAGUUUGAGAGAGACAUGGGUUGGAAAAAUGAUAUAAAUCACGUGCCUGAAAAUAGUUUUAAUAUAACAAAAUUAACUAAUGAAAUAGCACCAAUAGAUCAAAUACUUAAGAAAAGCGUUAUAAAACCUGGAUUGGAACAAUUGGAAAGCAUACCAUCUUUGCGGGAAAAUAAAAGACGUGCACAUGCUAAGAAAAUUGCAGAACGAAAUAAAACUAAAGGCAAAGAGUGGUAUAAUUUGCCGGCUACUGAACUUACCGAUGAGGUUAAACACGAUCUCGAGGUUAUUCAAAUGAGAUCUGUAUUAGACCCUAAACACUUUUACAAAAAGAAUGACUUAAAAGUUUUACCUAAAUAUUUCCAAAUUGGUAAAGUAAUAGAUUCUCCUAUAGAUUAUUAUUCUGAUCGUCUUACGAAGAAAGAACGAAAGAAUACCAUUGUGGAAGAACUUAUGGCAGAUGCCGAAUUUGCUAGAUACAAUAAACGCAAAUAUAAAGAAAUAAUUGCGGAAAAGAAUAAAAGACAAUAUAAAGCACAUAAACAUGCUAAACGACUAAAAAAAUAAAACAAGAGAUAAUCUUGAUAAUGUAUUAUAUAUAGAUAUACAUAUAUAUUGUUUUCUA
Messenger RNA from Polistes dominula (European paper wasp), 1050 nucleotides. Its product is annotated as deoxynucleotidyltransferase terminal-interacting protein 2. Gene Ontology annotation, molecular function: RNA binding. Gene Ontology annotation, biological process: RNA processing. Lineage: Eukaryota; Metazoa; Arthropoda; Insecta; Hymenoptera; Vespidae. The record is from RefSeq and is a predicted model, not a curated record. Gene Ontology annotation, cellular component: nucleolus.